CCACCCGUGUUGGAGGAGUAAAGCUGAUAGUCCAGCCCAGCAAAGCAGAACACUGUGACAUUAUUAAGCCCAUAAAGCCGCCUCUGUCAGCGGCCCUCCUCCACUCACUGCAGUGUUGUCCCGCAGCCCGUAAACACACUACCGUCUGCUGCGCUCUCAUCUCCUUCCGUCCUACGUAACCCGCUAAGCCCCGCCCCCGGCCUGUCUCUCACGCACCAGUUACGUCUGACCGUAAAAAAUAGAAACUUCCAAGAUGGCCGAGUCCGUGGACUCCAUGCAUUUCGCAGCAAACAGCAAAACAAAUUCCCCUAAACCCCUGAUAGCUAAGCGACCGCCGGAGAGUCGUCCGCAGUCUUCCAGCGACAUUUUCCCACCGCCCCCAAAGAAGGUCCGGGUGGAGGAGAAGGGCCUGAAGCACAGGAAACUGAACGGAGAGGUGUGCGCAGGGGAAAAACACAACGGGAAGCAGAGUUGUGGGAGCCCAGCGAAAUGGAGUUUCGGCCCGGCCAAGGCGAGCCACUCCACCGCCGUCGCGGUGCCCACCACCCCUGUCCGGAAAAUAUUCAAAAUCAGCAACUUCCUCGCGUCGCCCCACAAAGUAAAAAAGGCGAAAGAGAAGCGACACAAGGAGAAGGAGAAGAGCAGCGGAGCGCAGCAGAGCCCGAGCGCUGCUGUGGAGAGAGUGAGCCCAGCUAGCUGCCAUACAAAGCCCGAGAACGGCGACGUGAAAAUGCUACAGAGAGAUCACCAGGUGAAGGAGAAAGACCGGGAGAAGAAGAAGGACAAGAAUAAAGAGUGGAAAAAUCACAAACUGCCACCUGUCCACGAGAUUGCCAGAGAAAACGGAGAAGUGGUUUCUCCGCAGAAAGAGUGUAAGGAGAAGCCCAAGGCUGGUUCGGAGGAAGACCUCCUUCUGAAGAAGCUCAAGAAGAAGAAGAAAAAGAAGCACAAAGAUGGCGAGCGGAUGAAGGAGAGGCAAGGCAGACCCAAAAUGUACCACCGCUCGUGCCAGACUGUGUGUUCAGGGGUGUCCCUGGGUCUGCCGGAGUUGCUCAAUCGGAUUAACGUGAACAGCGACAGCAGCAGUCUCAACCACAGUGCCGCACAACACCACCAGGAUGCUGCUGUUUCUGCGGCUACCUCCACCUCCAUCUCCUCCAUGGUCAGGGAGAGGCUCAGCUACAACUCCCCGCUGCACUGCAGCCCGGCCCCAGGCAUGGCUGGCCUGGAGUUUGGACGUCUGAUUCACGUUGAGCAGCAGGCCAACGGAGGUGCGUAUGUGGUGCACGCCUACAACGAGGAGCUGGCCUGCCUUUCUCCAGCAGAGAUGCAGCGCUUCGCCGAUGAAUUUGUGACCCUGUCGUUCAGUGAGGACGAGGCCCAGGCAGCGUGUUUCGUGAUGGGAAUCAUCCACGGAGCGGCAUCCUACCUCCCAGACUUCCUGGACUACUUCUCCUACAAGUUCCCCAACGCACCAGUGAAAAUGGAGGUGCUCGGGAAGAAGGACAUAGAGACGACCACCAUGGCCAACUUCCAUUCUCAGGUGAAGCGGACAUAUUCCCAGGGAACGUACCGAGCUGGGGCCAUGCGGCAGGUCAGUCUGGUCGGAGCUGUGGAUGAAGAGGUUGGAGACUACUUUCCCGAGUUCAUCAGCAUGUUAGAGAAGUCUCCUUUCCUGGAGCGGACCCUGCCCUGGGGAACCUUCUCCAGUCUGCGGCUUCAAAGCCCCACAGAGAGUGACGACGGCCCCAUCAUGUGGGUCAGACCUGGAGAACAGAUGAUACCUAUGGCAGACAUGCCAAAAUCGCCUUUCAAAAGGAAAAGGUCCACCAAUGAGAUAAAGAACCUGCAGUACCUUCCUAGAACCAGUGAGCCUAGAGAGAUGCUGUUUGAGGACCGGACGAGAGCUCACGCUGACCACAUCGGUCAGGGCUUUGAGAGGCAAACUACCGCAGCUGUCGGUGUGCUGAAGGCUGUGCGCUGUGGAGAGGACAGCGACACUCCUGCGCGGAUCACCAAAGACGUUGUGUGUUUCCACGCAGGAGAUUUUCCAGAUGUGGUUAUGAGGCUACAGCUGGAUCUCCACGAACCCCCGCUCUCUCAGUGCGUGCAGUGGAUCGAUGAUGCCAAGCUAAACCAGCUCAGGAGGGAGGGGAUCCGAUACGCCCGUAUCCAACUCUACCACAAUGACAUCUACUUCAUCCCCAGAGGAGUUGUCCACCAGUUCAAGACGGUGUCUGCUGUCUGCAGUCUGGCCUGGCAUAUCCGACUUAAACAGUAUCACCAACAUGAAGAGAAGGAGGACGACGAGGAGGAGGUGAAGGAAGAGGAGACGUGUUCCCCAAGAGAAGUAACAUGUCAUAUUAAAAAAGAGGAGGAAGAGGAGGAGGUAGAAGCGACUGAGUGUGACCUUGCUGUAAAGGCAGUGACAAAGCUGGAGGAUGAGGAGGACACGGGGAAAUGGGAGGGGCCACCCUCAGACACUCCGACACAGAUUUUCAACGAGGAAGAGCGAGAGAACAGAGCUGACGUGAAGGAGUUGUCAGCAGCACUGUCACUACCUUUAGUCAAGAAAGAAAGAGAUGAAUCUGCACUCAGUCCCACACUAAUGGAACCUCAAGCUGAGGAAGAUGUAAAAGAGGAAGGCAAAGGAGCUGCAGACACAUGUCAGACACUGCAGAUGGACCACGAGGAGGGCAACAGAGCGGAUAGUGCCCCUUCAAAGCCAUCACAGCAGAUUAGGAAGGAAAGUGAUGUGGAAGAAGAGAGGCAGCACAAAACAUCAGGACAGGGCCUGAAAGAGAAAAGUAAAGAGAGUAUACUGAGCACUUAUAACGCACCCCAAAUCAAAAAGGAGAAGGAUAAAGGCAGAAGAGAGAAGGAUGAAAAGGAGAGGGUGAAAGAGAAGGAGAGGAAGGAAAAGGACAGGAGUAAAGAGAAGGAAAAGGAUAAAAAAGACAGGGGGAAAGACAGAGAGCGAGAGAAGGACCGGGUGAGAGAGCAGGAGAAAGUUAAGACCGAGGGAGGACGAGAGGGUUGCACAACGACGCAGAUACUGCCGCAGAUGAAGAAAAAAGAGGAAGAGGAACGGAUGAGAGAGGGCGGUAAAACCGCCCCAACCAACCCGUCAGCUCAGAGAGACGAGAAGUGGGCCAAGGAGUGGGACUCAAAAAUGCAACCCCACGUCAAGAGAGAGAAGGAGCACGACAAAGACCGGGGAGGCACGCCGGCUGCGGCUCACCCACGACCAGACAGAGAGGAGGCUCGAGACUCCUGCACGCAUAAACACAAGUCUUCCCAUGGGAAGAAGGAGAAGAGCGGCCACAGGGAGGGCAAAGACAGUAGCACGCUGGGAAAAUCGGGGAGAGAAGACGGAAAGACUCACAAACCUGCGAACGUUCAGGUUAAGAAAGAAGUAAAGAAGGACAGAGAUGUCAGCAGCAAAGAAGAGAAGAAGAAACCUGCUUCUGGUCCUGCCCAACCAGAACACAAACAACCACGGACGCUCGUCACCUUUGACCUUUUUAAACCCAUGGAGGCCCAUCAAACUUUGGCUCUUUCCUUCACGGACAGUAGACCCAAGAGCCACCAUCACAGUGACUCUCGAGGCUCCUCUUCUAAGCCUGCAUCUGACAGUCGGACAGUUGCGCCCUGUAAAGGACCAAAAGUAAAGGACUCUGUGCCGGGCAAGCCCGGGUCAGCGCUACAGGACACAGCGCCACAGCAGCACUUAUUAAAACAGCCCCUGAAAACACACACACCCCAAACACAGAAAGACUUCUUAAUAUGAAUGUCUAGAUGUCUAGUCUGCUUUUCUUUUCCUUUUUUUUUUUUUUUUUUUUUUUUUAACUGUACAACUUGCGCCAAGGCUUUGGUAAAAUAUUUCAAAGUGCAUCCUUACUUCAGAUACCACAAAAGUGAGCGAAAGCUGCUUUGACACUGCCAGACCUCCUGUGACGCAGUGAAACGAGGGUGCGCUCUGCAGGUAUUUUAACAAGGUCUAAGAAUGUAAGCUAAGUAGCUCACUUCACGUUUGUUAGCAGAUGUACGUAGGCUUUAUAUAAAAUGUUAUGUGACCCCUUGUGUCAGUGCCUGUGCACUACUUAGCUUCGCUCUUAAAGCACCUAUUUUAGGUACUGGUCUAGCCAGUCUGAAAACAACCAUCCGUACUCCCCUGCUGUAAGAACGACCUAUGUUCAAUGUUUGAGACAUCAAGGAGAUCCCUGGGAUCUCUCUCAAAUCAUCUGUUUAUCGUUGCUCAUGCCGAUUUGGAGGUUUGUUAUUUUUAAACCUCCAUAUCAGAGCAAGUAGUUGUUUUCAGACUGGACUGUUGGACUCACACAGGGCUGUAAAUGAUACUGUAUGUACCAAAACUGUACAGUAUAGAUGUUAUUAGCACCAAUGUGAGAAAAUGUAUACAGAAAUUGCAUAUAUUUUUUGUAAGACAGGUUUUAUUUUCCAUAGAACUUAUUUAUAUCAUUUACUGUCUGUUUUUAUUUGAAACCGAUGUAUGUGAAAAUUCUGUUGUAAAUACAUUUUAUUUCCUAAGAAUUGGUAGUGUGAUUUAUACUCUGAUCAGAACCUCUCAAUAAAUGGUUCAAAAUAUUGACUUGGUCAACGUUAAAAGUCUCGCCUGUGUUUUGUAUCAAUGAGGUCACAGUCAUUUGCCUUUCUGGCCACUGGGUCAAGCAUGCAAAGCAACAGUCAGGGCACAAGGCAGGUAAAGAAGAGUGUGGAGGCGGGGGUGGAGCGGAAGGAUAUUAAGAUAGCAGUUAGACCUGUUAAAAUAUGUGGUUUGGAGAUGGUUUUGUUACAUAAAGAGAAGAGGUGAAGAUGCUCAUGUUUUCACUGGGAGUGACCAGGACAGGAUUACAAAUGAGUAGAGUUUGUGUGAGAGGACAGGAUGCUAGGGAUAGGGUGAGAUGGAGGCAGAUGAUCCACUGUAGGGAUCCCUAAAGGAAGAGGCAAAAAGAAACCUCAGAUUAUGGCAGGAUGUAUUCUAAAUAUGCUGUGAGCUUGAACUCUAAGCCCCUCCCACCAGAGAAAAACCGUAAAAAUAAGUCACUGUUGACUUUUGACUCCAUGUUGAGCCAAACUUGACUGGAUCCUAGAAGAGGUGGCACUGUGGUGUUGUAGUCCAGGAUGAAUCCUAAAUUGAAGGGUUACAUCAGGAAAAAUCGAUGCCAAAUCAAACAUGAGAACUUAUGCUCCUAACUUCUUGGAGCAUAAGGAAGCAGUACCUUCUUAACUUUAAUUUUUAUUUUCUCAUCUAAUACACCCUCCUGACCUGGAAAUCAGUACACUGUGCUGCAGGAUCUCUAGGUUCCUAAAAUGCAUCUGGAGCAUAGGUUUGCUGGAGAAGUUAUAAUAAAGGAUACAAAGGUGUAUAAGAGUGUGACACAUAGCUAGUGUAGUAGGAGGAGGACUCACACACAAUCACAAGUUGUUAGCCAAUGAGCGUGUCCAGAAAAUCCACAUCUCUUUCACAUAGACAGCCCAAAAUUUACAAUUUUAUUCAAUAUAACCUGAAACAGGUUAUGUCUAAGAAUCAUUUUCACAGAGUCUUUGUAUAGCACUGGAAGUGCUCUUGAAACCACAGAUAUAGAUAUCACCCCCUGGUGGCCAUUAAAAAGAAUGCAGGUUAAACGUACUUCGACAUUGGCUUCACUUAUCAGCUGUAGAUAUCUCAGUCACUCUGAGAUGACUGGAUUUUUAAAAAAUGAUGAAAUUCUAUCAUGAAUUUUUCAUCCAGAGACACCACAAACACACUGCAUCCUGGAAUUCAGCCUUUUCCUGCUAUGAAGGCUCAAAAGACUUAAAUACUGACCUGCAGCAAAGGUUGCACUUACUCUUAAAUCUCCCUGGGUAUUUCGUUUGCAAACAUGAUGUAAAACAGCCAACAAAAGGAUGAACAGUGAAAUUUUUUUUUCCUGGCUUUCAAAAAGAUGUCUACAGCAGUUUGUACAGUGCAAAUGACGUUUAAUAUUAGCAGAUGGGGGAAGUUCUCAUCUACAUUCAAACUGUUGCUGACAGAGUGCAGCUAAUGUAGAAAAGCUAAGAUCAAUGUUUUGUGUAGCACAUGUUUGAUCAGCCAGACUUUUUACCUGGCUCUUAAGUUUAAUCCAUUCCUUAUUAAUGACUAAAAAUGAGCUAAAAGGCAGCAACACGUGUCCAAAAACAUGUCACAAAAUGACACUCUGAUGCCGCCUGAAGCAGGUGAAGGUGAAGCAGAGCCUACAUGCCCCAGUGUGUAGAUGUCACUAACCCAGUGA
Oreochromis niloticus (Nile tilapia) is the source of this 6272-nucleotide messenger RNA. Its product is annotated as round spermatid basic protein 1-like. The record is from RefSeq and is a predicted model, not a curated record. The coding region runs from base 254 to 3790 and encodes 1178 amino acids. NCBI's taxonomy places the organism in Eukaryota, Metazoa, Chordata, Actinopteri, Cichliformes, Cichlidae. Gene Ontology annotation, cellular component: nucleus. The transcript has 8 exons.